Messenger RNA from Glycine soja, 1743 nucleotides. RefSeq names its product protein DETOXIFICATION 29-like. The record is from RefSeq and is a predicted model, not a curated record. Gene Ontology annotation, biological process: xenobiotic detoxification by transmembrane export across the plasma membrane. Gene Ontology annotation, molecular function: antiporter activity; xenobiotic transmembrane transporter activity. Bases 47 to 1543 code for a protein of 498 amino acids. NCBI's taxonomy places the organism in Eukaryota, Viridiplantae, Streptophyta, Magnoliopsida, Fabales, Fabaceae. Gene Ontology annotation, cellular component: vacuolar membrane. The transcript is spliced from 7 exons.
GAAUUCUGAAUUUCUAUGUAGCUCCAUUCAUAUCACGAAAUUCACGAUGGAGGACCAUGACGACCAAACUCACCCACUUCUCACGCGGCGACACCACACACCAGACUCCUCCGCCGUCGUCUUCACGGCGACAUCCGAUGAUAUCGCUCCGAUAGGCGGCGCCGGCGACUUCGCCAGAGAGUUCUUCGCCGAGUCGAAGAAGCUCUGGUACCUCGCCGGCCCUGCCAUCUUCACCUCCGUCUGCCAGUACUCCCUCGGCGGCGUCACCCAAGUCUUCUCCGGCCACGUCAACACCCUCGCCCUCGCCGCCGUCUCUGUCGAAAACUCCGUCAUCGCCGGCUUCUGCCUAGGCAUCACGUUUGGAAUGGGAAGCGCGUUGGAAACGCUAUGUGGACAAGCUUACGGAGCAGGGCAAGUGCACAUGCUGGGAGUGUACAUGCAGCGCUCGUGGGUGAUUCUGAACGCCACCGCGAUCCUGCUGUCGCUCCUCUACAUCUUCGCGGGGCAUAUGCUUAGAGCUAUAGGGCAGACGGAGGCGAUUUCGGCGGCGGCGGGGGAGUUCGCGUUGUGGAUGAUCCCGCAGCUGUUCGCGUACGCGGUGAACUACCCGGCGCAGAAGUUCCUGCAGGCGCAAAGCAGGAUCAUGGUGAUGGCGUGGAUCGCGGCGGCGGCGCUGGUGCUGCACACUUUGUUCAGCUGGUUGCUCAUUCUGGAGUUCGGGUGGGGUCUCGUCGGCGCCGCCGUGGUGCUGAACGCGUCGUGGUGGUUCAUCGACAUUGCACAGCUCGUUUAUAUAGUGAGUGGGGCCUGUGGGGAGGCUUGGUCCGGAUUUACCUUCAAAGCCUUUCACAAUCUCUGGGGCUUCGUUCGUCUCUCUCUUGCCUCUGCUGUCAUGCUCUGCCUUGAAGUGUGGUAUUUUAUGGCCCUGGUCCUCUUCGCUGGAUAUUUAAAGAAUGCAGAAGUUUCGGUCGAUGCCUUAUCUAUCUGCAUGAACAUAUUGGGAUGGACCAUCAUGGUAUCCUUUGGAAUGAACGCAGCCGUAAGUGUGAGGGUGUCAAAUGAAUUAGGAGCAUCUCACCCAAGAACAGCAAAGUUUUCACUUCUUGUUGCUAUGAUCACUUCGACUCUGAUCGGUGUCAUGCUCUCCAUGGUGCUGAUCAUCUUCCGGAACCAUUACCCUUUCUUUUUCUCAAAUGAUUCAGAAGUGAGAGCGAUGGUGGUGGAGCUCACACCCAUGUUGGCCCUUUGCAUUGUCAUCAACAACGUGCAACCCGUUCUCUCAGGGGUUGCUGUUGGCGCAGGGUGGCAGGCUUUGGUUGCUUAUGUGAACAUUGCUUGUUACUACCUAUUUGGUAUUCCUCUGGGCCUUGUUUUGGGAUACAAGCUUGACAUGGGUGUCAUGGGGAUUUGGUCUGGAAUGCUGUCAGGAACUAUCUUACAAACUUGUGUUCUAUUCUUCCUUGUCUAUAGAACAGAUUGGAAUAAAGAGGCAUCCCUUGCGGAAGAUAGAAUAAAGCAGUGGGGUGGGCAUGAAGAUUCAUAAACGCACGCUAUAGGGAAGAAUAAUGGUCAAUAAACAUGAAAUUCUGUUUCUCUUUCUUAGGAUCAGGUGAACGAUCCUGCAUUCAUUGUUUUUCCUUAAAAAGUAAAUGAGCAAUAUUAUGUUUUCUGAAUAAUUCUUCUAGUGUUUUAUAAUAUUAGUAUUGGAAAAAAAAAGUGGAUAAAUUUAAUAUCUUAAGAAUA